AGACCCGCGUGACGCCAAAUAGACACGCGCUGACCAGUGUGUUUACAUCAGAGACAAGUGCCUCGCAGUUUGAAAGAGCACAUGUGGAUGGACUGAAUAAUUCAUAACGUAAGAUGAGCAACAGUGCUGCGAGCCCAAUGGCAGCUAGCAGCAGCACCACGGCCGGACGCGCAUCCGGAAAGACCACCAGCUUCAUCCCUGAGCUUCAGAGCAUGAUGUUUGCUCUUGGUGAUGCUCGCAGACCACUGCACGAGACCGCCGCUCUGGUGGAGGACAUAGUGCACACCCAGCUCGUCAACCUCCUCCAUCAGGCUGCAGAGGUGGCUCUCCUGAGAGGGGCCAGGGCCAUUUCACCAGAGGAUAUCAUAUUUCUAAUGAGGAAAGACAAGGUAAAAGCACACCAAUAUGAGACAUUACCACAACAUAAAUCAUUAGCUAUUUCUGUCAUUGACAACCAGACAUUACUUCACAGAAACAAAUACAGCAGCAGCAGUAGUGUCAACAAGAGGCAGCGUCUGCUGCAGGACUUCAUGAGCUCCAUCGACCAGACGGGGGAAUUCCUGACGCUGGUGGAGGAAGAGGAGGUAGAUGAAGUCAAGCAGGAGCGGCUGGAGAGAAUUGAGAAGGUGACCAGAAACAUGGAUUCUAGUCAGUACAGUGAUUUCUGUGAAAGUCGGCAGCUGAGUUUUUCCAAGAAGGCCUCGAAAUUCCGUGAGUGGCUGGACUGCAGCAGUCUGGAUGUGAAGCCCAAUGCCAUGUCCAUGGAGAUCCUGUCCUAUCUGGCCUACGAGACGGUGGCCCAGGUUGUUGACCUUGCCCUGUUGGUUAAACAAGAUAUGACUCCCAAAACAGGCGAUCCUUUUCAACACGCCAUAUCAGCAACUUUCAUCCAGUACUGCAAUUCCUCGGCUGAGGCUGCAAGCACCAAAAAGGAGACGGACUCUCCGGAAAACACACCGCCAUCCACUCCCAGCGGCCCGCUGACGGGACACCAGGGAAAGAUGCACUCCAUGGCCCAGGGCAACGGUGGGCCGAACCAAGAUGGCAGCAGUAAGGUUAAACAGAGGAAAAGGAAGAAGAGCGCGGCGGCCUGUGGCACGGAGGCUCAGAGCAGUGCCAUCCAACCAGCCCACAUCAGAGAGGCCAUCAGGCGCUACAGCCACAAGAUUGGCCCGCUCUCCCCCUUCUCAAGUGCCUACCGCAGGAACGGGAUGACUUUCCUGGCCUGCUGAGGGGAAUGAGAGGAGGUCUGGAGGAGCCGGAGGAGUCUCCGUCUGCGUGUGUCUUUCACAGGAAGUGUUGUGGACUGGCACGGAUCUGGAUUGGACGCAUUUUGUUUAGUUGGUGUUCAUGUAAACUCUAGUAAUAUGAGUUUCCUCUUUUGUAAACAGGUUUAAUUUUGUAUUUUUAGUCGGUUACAACCAAUAUUCCAUAACAAUUUCAGCUUUUUUGACGAUGAUGAUGUGUAGAACUAGUUCCUGAUGCUUAACUGUUUUUUUUUUUUUUUUAUCUGUCUUUGUCUGGAAAGUAGGAUAAUGAAAACCCAUCUUUU
Molecule: messenger RNA, 1552 nt
Organism: Sinocyclocheilus grahami
Lineage: Eukaryota; Metazoa; Chordata; Actinopteri; Cypriniformes; Cyprinidae
Gene: supt3h
Product: SPT3 homolog, SAGA and STAGA complex component
Exons: 12
Coding region: 114-1232 (372 amino acids)
Biological process (GO): transcription by RNA polymerase II
Molecular function (GO): transcription coactivator activity; protein heterodimerization activity
Source: RefSeq, a predicted model, not a curated record